GUCACGAACCUGCCAACUUGAGCGAGUAGAAACUCGAAGCAGAGCUUCGCGCGAAUACUGAAUAGUAGUAUCAUUUCGCGUAGCUAUGAAUCCCGUUUGGUGAUGAGAGAAAAUGGCACCAUUGAAAUCUCUCGAAAAAGAGUAUCCACUCAUUGACUCUAAUUUUCAAAGCUUCUGCUCCUCCCACGGCAUUUUCUCUGUUGAAGAUUUCCUUCUGCAUGAUCUCGACGCCUUAAUUGCUUUUGCGGAUAAUCACCCUACUUCACAGACACUGAAGCAGGGAAUUGACCAGCUUCUCUCGACAAUAGAUGCUCUUCAGCCACCAUUGCUAAACGGUUUACAGCUCUUGGAAGAUGCUCAGCGGAAUAAACAUGUUUUGCUCACUGGAUGUGAAAGGAUUGAUGCAUUGCUUGGAGGUGGAUUACGUGAAGGACAAUUAACUGAACUUGUUGGGCCAUCCUCGUCUGGAAAGACACAGGCAUGCCUACUGUCUGCCUCAACUGUUGCAAAGCAUAAUAGUUCAGUUAUAUACUUAGAUACAGGCAACUCCUUUUCACCUCAGCGUAUUGCAAGUUUUGUUGGUCAGUCUUCUGGUCAUGUUUUUGACAAUCAGGUUGAUCAUAUACUCAAAAAAGUAUUGGACAGGAUAAUUUGCUACUCAGUGUUUGAUGUCUAUCAGAUGUUUGAUGUGCUGCAUCAACUGAAGAGUAAUUUAAGAUCUGAGAUUGUGAAAUCAAAUCAACAUGUUCGAUUGCUUAUUGUUGAUUCAAUCUCCUCACUGAUUACCCCCAUCCUUGGGGGCAGUGGUCCUCAGGGACAUGCUUUAAUGAUAUCUGCUGGGUUUUUACUGAAGAAGUUAGCGCAUGAGAAUAAUAUUGCAGUGUUGGUAACGAAUCAUGUGGUGGGUGGAGAAGAUGGUAUUUCCAAACCAGCACUCGGAGAGAGUUGGAAGAGUGUCCCACAUGUACGGCUUUUGUUUUCUCGUGAUUUUGGAAGCAAUGUCUGCCAUAUUUCAGUGCUAAAACAUCCAUCUAUGGCUUCUGCUAGGGCUGCAAGUUCUACUUUGUAUUUAUGACUGUUAUGACGGUGGAUUUCGAGCUAGAUAUCCUUCGACCUUUAUUAUAACUCUGAUCCCACCGUGACAUUUUUUUGGUACAGAUCACCGUGACAUUUCAAGAUAAGUUGAAAUAUAUAAAGCAUUAUUAUUUUUCUUCGACUGUUUGCAUUAGCGGAUCUUACGAGUCCUGUAUACUGGUUUUGCAUUUAGUAUUUUGAUAAGUUAUUUUUAAAUUAACCCAAAUGUGGUUAAUUAAACACCCUAAGCUAAGGUUUUGACUCAAGAUUUUGCUGUGCCAGUUUGAUCCGGGUAUUAUCUAUCGACUUUGUAUUGAGUAGGGCGUUCGAGCAUGAGUAUGUAAUUGUAAUUGAAUUUUUAUUUUGAUUUAGGAAUGGAAAUAUUUAAUGUUUCUUGUAGCCUACAUUUAUAA
Molecule: messenger RNA, 1487 nt
Organism: Cajanus cajan (pigeon pea)
Lineage: Eukaryota; Viridiplantae; Streptophyta; Magnoliopsida; Fabales; Fabaceae
Gene: RAD51D
Product: DNA repair RAD51-like protein
Biological process (GO): reciprocal meiotic recombination; telomere maintenance; double-strand break repair via homologous recombination
Cellular component (GO): microtubule organizing center; Rad51B-Rad51C-Rad51D-XRCC2 complex; replication fork
Molecular function (GO): single-stranded DNA binding; four-way junction DNA binding; ATP-dependent DNA damage sensor activity
Source: RefSeq, a predicted model, not a curated record